AUGGAGUCCAUGAAGAGAUCGCCGACAUUUCUUGUGGGGACGGUUCAGCAGAAAGACAUUCUGGGGGAAUUCCAGAAGCGAGAGCAGCAUUACACAGAAGAGUACUCAAAGAAUAAGCCGCUUUGCUUUAGCGCCAGAGCAUAUCAACAGCCGCAUCCAGCAAAAGUGAGGAUGGGUUACAAGGAUGCUGAUGCAACCUUGACUUCUCCAAUGCUUCUGGGCGUUUGUGACGGUGUUUCGCAGCUAGAGGAGCUUGCACAGCUUGGAUUUGAAAUCUUUUCAAUUUAA
Molecule: messenger RNA, 288 nt
Organism: Cladocopium goreaui
Lineage: Eukaryota; Dinophyceae; Suessiales; Symbiodiniaceae
Source: the annotation of a GenBank genome assembly